AUGGCUUGUGGUGAGGCCGUCAACGAUCCAUCACUGGAACGAGCUUUCAGCAUCGCCAAAGAUGAAGGUUUCAGGCUUUUCUUCUCUUUCGACUAUGCCGGUCGAGGACCUUGGCCCAAGGACACCGUUGUUGGUUACUUGAAGAAAUAUGCCUCUAGGGGCGAGUACUUCAAACAUAACGAUGGCAAACCCUUGGUCUCUACCUUUGAAGGCCCUGGGAAUGCUAAAGAUUGA
This is a messenger RNA of Colletotrichum spaethianum, 234 nucleotides long. RefSeq lists its product as uncharacterized. The transcript has a single exon. Lineage: Eukaryota; Fungi; Ascomycota; Sordariomycetes; Glomerellales; Glomerellaceae. The record is from RefSeq and is a predicted model, not a curated record. Bases 1 to 234 code for a protein of 77 amino acids. Gene Ontology annotation, molecular function: glucan endo-1,3-alpha-glucosidase activity.